This is a messenger RNA of Paraglomus occultum, 1392 nucleotides long. The record is from the annotation of a GenBank genome assembly. Lineage: Eukaryota; Fungi; Glomeromycota; Glomeromycetes; Paraglomerales; Paraglomeraceae.
AUGGCUAAAAUGCGAAGCAAACGAGUUCCCAAGGCGCCUACCCAACCUCGGGCCAAGAGAGUGAAAGCAGCAUCGACCUUUUCCCCGUUGCCUGGCCCAGAAACAUACCCUACUAAAAAGAAAAUCGCUUUCGUCAUGGGUAACGGAGAUUGUGCACAGUUGGGAUUGGGAGAAGACUGUUUAAAACGCAAGAAGCCAAUGCCGAUAAGAAGUUUAGAGGACAAGAACAUCGUAUAUAUUGCCACCGCUUGCCUUCAUAAUGUAGCUAUAACAGAAGAUGGCAAGGUUUAUUCGUGGGGAUGUAAUGAUCACGGCGCUCUUGGAAGGACAACGAACGAGUCUGAUGAAUAUGUGCCUGGUUUGGUAGAAGGAUUGGAUGGCGUCAAAAUUAUAAAAGCUGUGUGUGGCGGAAAUAUAACUUUAGUUUUGUCUGAAGAAGGACGAGUUUACGCUGCUGGAACUUUCAAAACGGAGGAAGGUUCUUUUCUUGGCUUCAGUCCGGAACUGGCACGCCAACAACAAAAGAAAUUUGUGCCUCUCAAGUAUCUCGAGCGUACCCGUAUUGUUGAUAUUGGUGCUGGCUCAAAUCAUGCUCUUGCCCUCUCUCAGGACGGCCUUGUUUACUCGUGGGGUUUGGGUGAUCAUUCUCAGCUUGGUCGACGCAUUUCAACCAGACGUCCUGAUUCUUGGAUAUACGCAGAUAAAGUUGCAGGAUUAUCUGGUAUUAAGAAAAUUGCGUGUGCUGCCUAUCAUAACUUUGCUAUCGACGGCGAUAAAAAUGUUUAUACCUGGGGAUUGAAUAAUAUGUUUCAGUGUGGAUUAAAUGUAGAAGGAGAUAUACAGUAUCCGACAAUUAUAGAGUUUUUUGAGGACAAGAAUGUAGAGCAAAUAGCGGCUGGAGAACACCAUUCAGUCUUCUUGUUAGAAAAUGGGGACGUCUACACGGUUGGGCGGGGCGACGCUGGACAGCUUGGCAUUGGAAGUCUGCCAGUAAAUAGCGACAUUGAGCCGGAAACGAAGGAGGUUGAGGCAAAAGUACAAGAUCAUAAGGAUGGAGAGAAAGCCAAUGGCACUUCAAAGUCCACUAAAACGGCCGUAUCCAUACCGAGACGAGUAAGUGGCCUUCCACCAUGCAAGUCCAUUGCUAGUGGUGAUUUCCAUACAUUAGCCCUGAGUCGGGACGGGAAAGUAUACACAUGGGGAAGCGGGAUCACAUACGCACUUGGGAACGGCCGUUCGAUAAGCGAAGACGAUGAUACUGGUGCCGAUGAACUUGUCCCUUACGAACUUACCGGACAAAAAAUCAUCGGUGUUGAAAUAGUGUCAAUUGGCGGGGGCUCACAGCACUCGCUCUUACUCGGUAUCCAAGACCGGACGGAGACGAACUCCUAA